Messenger RNA from Suillus plorans, 1614 nucleotides. Its product is annotated as WD40-repeat-containing domain protein. Gene Ontology annotation, cellular component: GID complex. The transcript is spliced from 9 exons. Gene Ontology annotation, molecular function: protein binding. Lineage: Eukaryota; Fungi; Basidiomycota; Agaricomycetes; Boletales; Suillaceae. The record is from RefSeq and is a predicted model, not a curated record. The coding region runs from base 1 to 1614 and encodes 537 amino acids. Gene Ontology annotation, biological process: proteasome-mediated ubiquitin-dependent protein catabolic process.
AUGCAGCCGGCAGUGGAAGCAGACCCCUCACGUUUCGCCAUCGAAGGCACCGAGGGACCUACUAUCAGCGGCCCCUCCCCCUCCAUCAUAGAGCUCAUCGUGUCCGAGGACCCUGUCCCCACUCCGCCUAGGACAACACCACGUCCACCAGAGGGAGGACGAUACCUCACACCUCAGCGAGUCGAGCUCAUGGAGGAGGCGCUCUGGAUGAACCUCGAGAGCGCUAAAAAGAAACGCGAGUGGCGGGAGCGUUCCAUAGCCGAAAGAAAGGCUAAAAGAUCUAAAUCGGAGGUCAGAGGAAGAGUCAUGGGAGAAGGGACCUACCCUUCCGACAACCAAGCUGGCCCUUCAUGCACAGCAUCUACCACUCCCAACCUCGGCGCCUCCACCCCCAUCACGACUAACGAGGAGCAGGGCCAGGCGAUGGAGGUUGAAGAGGACACUCGUCGCGCCGGCAAGGGGAAGAAGAGCGGCGAGGACAGUGACCACGCAUAUGACAAGGAAUCCUUCCCUCGAAUAACAACUACCAUCCUCGAAGUUCAUUCAGAUGAAGUGUGGGACGUGGCCUGGAGUCAUGAUGGCACUCACCUUGCUAGCGCAAGUAAAGACAAGACUGCUAUUAUCUGGCGCAUUGGGCUUGAGGCAGAACCAUCAUCCCGUGAUUGUAUAGCAGAAUUCAUCUUGCGCGACCACCUAUGUCCUCUUGGUUGUUUGGCUUGGUCACUAGACGACUCUAUUUUAUCUACGUCCGCAGAUCACCUCAUCUUUCUUUGGAACACAAAGACUGGAGCUCUGAUGAAGACACUCGAGAAUCACGCUGAGACAGUGUCUGCCCUGGUAUGGCUACCUGACGGCUCAGGGUUUAUGUCAGGUAGCCUCGAUCGCAAGAUCAUAUUAUGGGACAUGGAGGGCGAACCACGGGAAUCAUGGAAUGAUAUAGCUAUACGUGUUACUGACGCUGCAGUGACUCCUGACAUGAGACGCCUGGUCGCUAUUGGGAUGGGAUACAACCCUCCUGCAGCAUUGGGGACACUGACUUGUGCCAACAUCCGAGACGCAUCUUUAGAGCAUCCGAUACGACCGAACUCAACAGCAUCUCCACCCAUUGUGUCCAACGUCAACGGUAAUGCAGUGGGGCCGCGUCCGCAAGAGAAUAGGAUGAUCAUCUACGAUCUCAAGACAGGACAGGUUGAGCUAUCUGUUCACAUGGAGGGUGAACUUACUAGCGUGAAGAUUUCCGAGGAUUCUCAGUAUGCAUUAAUCAAUCACGCUCCAGAUGAAAUACAUCUGUGGGACUUGAAGGAGUUCAGACUUGCACACAAGUUCACUGGGCAACAACAGGGUCAUCAUGUCAUUCGCAGUUGCUUUGGUGGCAUCGAUGGCAACUUCGUCAUUAGUGGGAGUGAAGAUCGCAAUGUCUAUGUUUGGCAUCGCGACACAGGUACAUCACUAGAGGUACUGGAAGGUCACGGCUUGGGAAGCGUGAAUUCCAUAGCCUGGAAUCCCCACAAUGAGCGCAUGUUUGCAUCAUGUUCGGACGAUAACACGAUACGUGUGUGGGAGGCACCUAUCUCCGCCAGUGAAGUGCUUCGAGUUCGGCAUGUCUGUAUCUGA